CUGUAGAUGCAGGUCAGUUGGAGUCAGACUCCUGGAGGCUGAGCAGCUUCCAGAGAAGAAGAAGAGGAGGAGGAGGAUUAAUUUGUGUUUUUAUUUGGAGCGGCUGAUGUUUGACAGUCUGAUGAUCUGGAUUUAAUCUGAACAUGAAGAAGACGUGGAACUGGGUGAAGAUGAUGAUGAAGAUGAUGAUCAUGAUGACGAUGUUCUCCUGCUCAGGUGUUCUUGGGGCCUCGGAGCUCGCCUUCCUCAAGGAGCCCAGUGAUGUCAUCGCAGUAAGGGACCGCCCCCUAAUGCUGGACUGUCAGGUGGAGGGGGAGGGGCCAAUUUCCAUCACCUGGAGACGGAACGGCGUUCCGGUGGCGGCCAGCGUCCGGUCCAAGGUGAUGGAGAACGGAACUCUGCUCAUCAGGAACUUCUCCAAGAGACGAGAGUCCAACGAGACGGACGCUGGAGAAUACGACUGCGCCGCCCAGAACCGCUACGGCAUGUUGAUCAGCCGCAAGGCCCGCGUGCAGCUAGCAUCCCUCCCUAAGUUCCUGUCACACCCAGAGUCAGUGGCUGUGGAUGAAGGGGGCGUGGCCAGACUUACCUGUCAGGUGAAUGGGAUUCCAGAGGCCAGCAUCACGUGGCAGAGAGACCGACGCCCGUUAAGCAUCGACGACCCGAGGUACACUUUACUUCCCAACGGCGUGCUGCAGAUCACUGGUGUCCGGCGGACUGACGCUGGUUUGUUUCGCUGCAUGGCCUCAAACAUCGCUAACACUCGCUACAGCCAUGAGGCCCAGCUGUCCGUCACUGUUGCAGGAUCAAGGAUCUACCAGGAACCCGUCAUCCUGUCCGGGCCCCAGAACCUGACCAUCAACGUCCACCAGACAGCCAUCUUGGAAUGCAUCGCCACGGGAAACCCCCGCCCCAUUGUGUCCUGGAGUCGCCUUGAUGGUCGGUCCAUCGGGGUGGAAGGGAUCCAGGUUCUGGGAACUGGGAACCUGAUGAUCUCUGAUGCGACUCUGCAGCAUUCAGGAGUUUAUGUUUGUUCAGCCAAUCGCCCGGGAAGUAGAGCCAGGAGGACGGCGCUGGGACGCCUGGUGGUCCAAGCUCCCCCAGAGUUCGUCCAGUGGCCUCAGUCUGUCUCCAGACCACCAGGGGGCAGCGCUGUCUUCAGCUGCACAGCCUCUGGCGUCCCUGAACCGCACCUCAUCUGGCUGAAGAACGGGAAACUGCUGAGUCCUGGAGGCAACGUGAAGCUGACCAACGGGAACACGACCCUCGCCAUCACCAGGAUCGUCCCCCACGAUGAGGCCAUCUACCAGUGCAUCGCUGAGAACAGCGCCGGCACCAACCAGGCCAGCGCCCGUCUCUCCAUCAGCCAGGGGCCCGAACUGCCAGAGGCCCCCGCUGGGCUCCGGGCCUCGGCCCUCAGCUCCAGCAGCCUCCAGCUGACCUGGGACCGGCCGACGGAGGACGGCGGCGAGUCCAUCAUCGGAUACGUCCUGCACAUCAGACGUCUGGGGGAGCCAGACAGCGCUGAGCUGCAGGAGGCCGUCAGUAAAACCACCUUCAGACACGAGUUCAACAACCUGGAAGCUGCCACCACCUACUCCAUCUACCUGAAGGCCUACUCUGCUCUGGGGGGCAGCCAGCAGUCCAACACCAUCAGCUCCACCACGCUGGGCGGAGUUCCCAGUCCUCCCAGUUUCUUCACCAAGGUGCUGAACCAGACGGCCAUGCAGGUGUACUGGGAACUGCCAGGUAAACCGGGAGCGCUGGAGGGUUUCAGGCUGGAGUACCACGGAGUUUCCAACCCAGAUGAACGGGGGCAGGAGACCUUCCCUGGACACAUCAACACCCACACCUUCUCCCACCUGGAGCCGGCGUCGGUGUAUGAGAUCCAGUUGGUGGCUUUUAACGGUAAUGGAGACAGUCCAUCUACCCGACGUCUGGUGUCUCUGGCCGAGGGAGGAAACUCUGCAGCAGCUGGGCCGAGCUGUAACUGUGACCAAUCUGAAGCUUCGAUGUCGACUCUACUCGUCGGCCUCCACAGCGGCUUCGCCUGCAUCCUCUGCUGCUUCCUCUUCAUCCUGCUGGGAUACCGACGCAGUAUAUUCUGCAGGAAGUCCUCUCACUGGGAGGCUCCGCCCACCAUGGAUACUGUCCGAGGCCAUAAAGGCCAACCAGAGGUAUUGGAGCUGAGCCAGAGGUGUGACUCCGCCCCUCCUCCAGUCAUGGUCAUGGUUGAACCAACUCCACUCAACCAACCAGGCACCGGAUAAAACAGCCCCACUUCCUCCUCCACCUCCUCCUCCACCUCCUCUUCCUCUUCCUCCUCUUCUUCCUCUUCCUCUUCCUCUUCCCCUUCCUCUUCCUCCUCCUCCUCCUCCUCUUCCUCUUCCUCUUCCUCCUCCUCUUCCCCUUCCUCUUCCUCCUCCUCUUCCUCCUCCUCUUCCUCCUCCUCUUCCUCUUCCUCCUCUUCCUCCUCUUCCUCUUCCUCUUCCUCCUCCUCCUCUUCUUCCUUACAGCCUUUAAUUACUGAUGAACCCUAACCCAGAGGUGUUUGAGGACCCAGUUCCUGAAGUUUGUGUUCAAACUGGAACAAAAGCUUCUGAUUCGUCACAUGACCUCACAACCUUGUGACCUUGUCUGGUUGUUUCCUGUUGAAACCAAAAGAGUUCAGUCAUUUUAUUUCAUUGCCAACGGUGCCGAAUUUUCACUGGUCUGACCAGAGACUAAAGACCAGGUCUUAAGAGGGUUCACCAUGGGUCUGAUGGAGGAUCCAGAACCAAAAGGGGGUAUCUUAGGUCUCUGGUCCCAGUGGAGAUUCUUCUUCUGCUGUUUUAGAGUUUGUUCCUUUCACCAAGUUGGCCUAAAUUCAGAAAGUUCAGAAAGUUUAGGAAGUUGAUAGUCAAACCCCCCCCCCCAAUUUGCCCCCUCUCCAAAGAGAUCUACCUCAGACUUGUCGCCUCCUGCUGCUCGUUGACCUGAACCUCCACGUCCUCCUGCUUUGUUUGAACCUGAGUUUACCUUUGACCCUUUGGACUGUUUGUCUGAAUUUGUCCCACUGAGACCGGAUCCUGAUCCAGGUCCAGGACCUCCAGAGGAUCCUGGUCCUCCACAAACAAAGCAAUGGACUCGAGUCCUGACGUCUCCGUGUCUCGUGAUGUUUAUUGUGGUGGUCACUGGUGUCUUAAUGAUUGAAUAAUGUUCUGUAGUUUCAGCCAAAAAUACUUUAAAAGAAGCUGAACGUCGUCCAAAGAGAAAGAGUUGUUCACCACUUCAUGUUUGUUUUCACUCUGCUUCCUGGUCGAGAGUCGAAGAACAAACACAACCAAAAGAAUUUCUAUUUUCAUACAUGUCAGGAUGAGUUUGAAUGACCAAAUAAAUGAGUGACAGGAACACGACGACCAAGAGCUCAGAAAUAAUUCAGUAGUUUGUCCUGAGAUGUUUUAAAGUCUGUGACUUCAGUUUGUUUGGUUUGAAGGAGACGCGUCGACUCUGAGGACGAUUCAUCCACGACCCUAAUAUUAAAUCUAAAUAUUAAAUCUAAAAAUUAAGUCUAAAGAUUAAACCUAACGAUUAAAUCUAAAGAUUAAGACUAAAGACUCGUGUCCUCGUGUCCUGAAGUCGUCCUCGGGGUCGAAGGACGUCGCUGCCUUCAUGAUACUUUUGGUCGUGAUUUUUCUAGAACUUUUUUCUUCUAGUUGUUAUUUUUCUGUCGCUGCCAAAAUGAAUUUAAAUUUCUUUUUCUAAUAAUAAUAAUAAUAAUAAUGUUUUCCUACUUUUUCUUUUUUUCUGUAGCUGAAUGAUGUAAAAUGUUUGUAGAAGCUGGAUGAAGCUCUUCAGUAGAAACUAAAACUAAGACAUAGUUUAGAAAGUUGACGCUAGAACCAAUGAGAACAGUGAUGCUUUAAUGUGACUGAUGUCUUUUCUCUGUUGCCAUGAAAUAAAAACACCCAGAGCUUUAAACUGCUUCUAACCUGUACAAAGCAUCAACAUGUCUGAACUGGACCUGUUGGUUUUUGAAUAUUUCUGCUCUGAUGUUGAGACAAAUAAAAACCAAAUAAAACUG
Molecule: messenger RNA, 4063 nt
Organism: Mugil cephalus (flathead mullet)
Lineage: Eukaryota; Metazoa; Chordata; Actinopteri; Mugiliformes; Mugilidae
Product: immunoglobulin superfamily DCC subclass member 3-like
Exons: 14
Coding region: 144-2270 (708 amino acids)
Biological process (GO): axon guidance; cell-cell adhesion
Cellular component (GO): plasma membrane; axon
Molecular function (GO): protein binding
Source: RefSeq, a predicted model, not a curated record